AAAUUGAAAAUCUAUUAAAUAAUUGUUUUGAUAAUUUUUUUAAAGAUGAAUGAAAUGAAUUCAUGGAAUUUAUUGAAGAAAUAUUAUGAUGAAAAAGGAAAAAAACUUGUAAUUAAAGACCUUUUUGAAUCGGAUAAAGAUAGAUUUCAAAAGUUUUCUAAGGAGUUUUGUUGUUCUUCUGAUGAUUAUAUUUUAUUUGAUUUUUCUAAGAACAUAAUUGAUGACGAAUCAUUUAAAUUGCUUGUCCAAUUAGCAAAAGAAGCAAAUGUAGAGGGACUUAGAGAUAGGAUGUUUUCUGGUGAUCAUGUUAAUUUUACUGAGAAUAGAUCGGUUUAUCAUAUUGCUCUUCGUAACACUUCAAAAAAAAAAAUGGAAAUAGAUGGGAAAGAUGUUUCUAGUGAUGUUUACUCUGUUUUAGAGCGUAUGCAGGAGUUUUCUGAAAAAGUUAGAUCUGGUGAAUGGAAGGGUUAUACUGGGAAAUCUAUUAAAACAAUAGUUAAUAUAGGUAUUGGCGGGUCUGAUCUUGGACCCUCUAUGGUUACUGAAGCACUUAAACCGUAUGCUUUGAGAAACCUUCAAGUAUAUUACGUUAGUAAUAUUGAUGGAACUCAUAUAUCAGAAGCUUUAAGGCUUUGUGAUCCUGAAACAACUUUGUUUUUAAUAGCAUCAAAAACUUUUACUACUUUAGAAACUAUUGCAAAUGCUGAAACUGCUAAAAAAUGGUUUCUGAAGACAUCUAGAUCUGAAGAGCAUAUUUCCAAACAUUUUGUUGCAUUGUCUACAAAUGUGAAAGAAGUUACUGCUUUUGGUAUUGAUUCCAAGAAUAUGUUUGAGUUUUUUGACUGGGUUGGUGGACGAUAUUCAGUAUGGUCUUCUAUUGGACUUUCUGUUAUUUUAUAUAUUGGUUUUGAUAAUUUUUGGCAGUUUCUUGAAGGGGCACAUGCUAUGGAUAAUCAUUUUUCCGACACCCCAAUUGAAGAUAAUAUUCCUAUAAUUGGAGGUCUUUUAUCUGUAUGGUAUUCUAAUUUUUUUGGGGCACAGACACGUCUUGUUUCUCCUUUUGAUCAAUAUUUACAAAUGUUUCCAAGAUAUUUGCAACAACUUUCUAUGGAGUCUAAUGGAAAGUCUAUUGAUCGUACUGGUAAACAAGUUCAAUAUUCUACUGGAGUUAUUUUGUUUGGCGAACCUGCUACGAAUUCUCAACAUUCAUUCUUCCAGUUGGUCCAUCAAGGAACUAUACUUAUUCCUGCUGAUUUUAUUAUGGCAAUAGAAUCUCAUAACUCUAUUGAGGAAAAUAAACAUCAAUUACUUCUUGCAUCAAACUUUUUUGCUCAAUCAGAAGCUCUUAUGUUAGGAAAAACAUCCAGCCAAGUAGAAGAAAACGAAACAAAUUUGGAAUUGAUUCCUCAUAAAACAUUUACGGGUAAUAGACCAACAACAUCUAUACUGCUUAAAAAAGUUACACCGAGAACUCUUGGUGCUCUUAUUGUUUAUUAUGAACAUUUGACAUUUAUUGAGGGAGCAAUAUGGAAUAUCAAUAGUUUUGAUCAAUUUGGAGUGGAGUUAGGGAAAGCGCUUGCUAAGAACAUUUAUCAAGAGCUUCUUAGUAACGAAUAUGUGACCAACCAUGAUGCAUCUACACGAAACUUGAUAAAUAUUUUUAAAAUGAAAUCUCGUCAGAAUAUUUAA
This is a messenger RNA of Pneumocystis murina B123, 1689 nucleotides long. RefSeq lists its product as hypothetical. Gene Ontology annotation, cellular component: cytosol. Gene Ontology annotation, biological process: gluconeogenesis; glucose 6-phosphate metabolic process; glycolytic process. The transcript has 13 exons. Lineage: Eukaryota; Fungi; Ascomycota; Pneumocystomycetes; Pneumocystales; Pneumocystaceae. Gene Ontology annotation, molecular function: glucose-6-phosphate isomerase activity; monosaccharide binding; carbohydrate derivative binding. Bases 46 to 1689 code for a protein of 547 amino acids. The record is from RefSeq and is a predicted model, not a curated record.